This is a messenger RNA of Mytilinidion resinicola, 428 nucleotides long. RefSeq lists its product as uncharacterized. The transcript is spliced from 2 exons. Bases 1 to 279 code for a protein of 92 amino acids. NCBI's taxonomy places the organism in Eukaryota, Fungi, Ascomycota, Dothideomycetes, Mytilinidiales, Mytilinidiaceae. The record is from RefSeq and is a predicted model, not a curated record.
AUGUCUUCUUCGAACGAUGAACAACGCCAGCCUGGUCUCAUCGCCGGCCAUGCCCAGUACAUCAAAGGUGCUGCAGUGAAUGCUAUCGGCAACAUUUCCGGGUCUGAAGCUUGGAGCACGUCAGGUGAAGAACAGAAGAAGCACGCUGUAGAUGCUAUGAAGGAAGCUAGUGAGCAGCGCGAUCCUCAGCAGGGUUACGGCAAAGCGGAGGAGAUCGCAGGAAAGUUGUCGGGGUGCGAAGGGAUGCAAAAAGAAGGUGCAGCGAGCAAGGAAGACUGAAGGGCAAGGAUGGUCUCGACAAUUGUACCAAAAUAAGGAGCAAGUAGCGGAAUAUUAUGUUACGAUUUUCACGGGAUCUUAUGUAAAUCGUAUACAAUGCUACUUCCCAUUAUUGGGUUCGCGGUUACUGACUGUCGUCCCCAUCCAGU